Vicia faba (fava bean) is the source of this 642-nucleotide messenger RNA. The record is from the annotation of a GenBank genome assembly. Lineage: Eukaryota; Viridiplantae; Streptophyta; Magnoliopsida; Fabales; Fabaceae.
AUGGGUUCUUCUUCAAAAGUUGGGAAUAGUAGCUAUGAUUACUCUUUUAAGGUUUUGUUGAUUGGUGAUUCUGGUGUUGGCAAAAGUAGUCUGCUUCUCAGCUUUAUAUCAAACUCUAACUCACUUCAACACCUCUCUCCCACCAUUGGAGUAGAUUUCAAAAUCAAGCAUUUUACAAUUGGUGGUAAGAGAUUGAAGCUUACUAUUUGGGACACAGCUGGACAAGAGAGGUUUGGAACUGUAAUAAGCUCUUAUUACAGAGGCACACAUGGAAUCAUUCUUGUGUAUGAUGUAACACGGCGCGAGACAUUUACAAACCUGGUGGGAAUUUGGGCAAAAGAGGUUGGACUUUACUCCACUAAUCAGGAUUGCAUCAAAAUUCUUGUUGGCAAUAAGGUGGAUAAGGAGAGCGAAAGAGCCGUAAGCAAAGAAGAGGGAAUGGCUCUUGCACAAGAACAUAGAUGCUUGUUCCUAGAGUGCAGUGCCAAAACUAGGGAAAAUGUUCAACAAUGCUUUAACGAUCUCACAUUAAAGAUAUUAGAGGUGUCGAGUUUGCGUGAAAAAGGGUCUGUAGAAGUGAAGAGACAAAAGCAAAAGCGCAUAUUCGAGACAUCGCAAAGAGGUGGUUGCUGUUCUUCUUAG